AUGAAGUUCUUAUUGGUUCACUAUGCAUCAAUCACCAACAUGGGAAUCAUGACCGGUGAUUUCACAGCUGUGUUACAACGGAUGCAGCUGCGCUACAACGGGAUGAUCGAUCGCAAGAUCUAUGAUUUGCCAACUGAUGAAAAUCAGCGUAGCGACGUACCUGAACGGCAGACCUGCAAAAUAGUGCUACUGCAAUGCUGCCAGAUGCAAGGUUUAUUGUGAAGCAUAUAGUUCUUUAAACCCCUCACCAUCCCCAAUUUUCCUAUUUGGUUCUAUGGCUCGUGAGUUAAGCAACUUAUUAUUGCUCAACUAAAACUCACACAUAUAUCAUGCUACCUCUCAUAGCCUAUACAGUUGUAUCGGUAGCAUCGUGUAUAUGGCUCAUCAAGCAUCUGCAAACCGCUGUCCUCUCACCUUUAUCUCAAAUUCCCAAUGCACACUUCACGACGCCAUAUUCAAAGUUAUGGUUAUUUUGGCAUCGAGCAAAUGACACUGAGCACAAAGGCCGAUAUGCUGCUCACAAAAAGUACGGUCCUGUUAUUAGAAUUGCACCAAGAGAAUUGAGUAUCAAUUGCCUUGAAGAUGGUGUCAAAACAGUCUAUGGUGGUGGAUUCGAGAAAGGGGAAUGGUAUUCGAUGUUCUUGAACUAUGGUCACAGCGUUUUGUUUUCUAUGAAGGAGGCACCAGUACACACUGAACGCAAACGCAUGUUGUCUCAUGUCUACUCCAAUUCUUUUAUCCAGGCGUCCGAAUCAUUGACACAGAUCUUGAGGAAUAUUACCUGUAACAAAUUUAUUCCUCGGAUGCGUGUUUGGGCGGAAACAGGCAUACCAGUGAAUGUAUUUCAAGAAAACAAAGCACUGUUCAUGGAUCUCACGAGCGCAUACUUACUUGGUCUCAAAAACGCCUCGAAUCUAGUUGAAGAUCCCGACAAGAAAAUGGUUUUACGAAAUUUUGAGCUAGGUCUUGGCGGGCUAUUCUGGAAACUCGAUGUCCCCAAUCUUACGAAAUGGAUGGCUCGUUUUGGCAUGAGUCCGUUAAAUAAAGGAACAGCUUCUGCAUCCCAAGCAAUGGAAGAUUUCAUUCUCUCAAUGGCCAACAAAGCACGAGAUACUCUUCAAUCUGAAGAAGCUGAGGAGAUAGAAUGUUAUCCAACCGUCUAUGGACAACUACGCCAAAAGCUUGAGGCUUCGGAAACCGUUUCUGCGGAUCAAUUAGACACAGUAGUUGCUGCAGAAAUGCUAGACCAUAUCGCAGCCUCACAUGAAGGAUUAUCAAUCACGGUAAGCUAUUUGAUGGCCGAACUCGCUCGUCAUACAUCUAUCACCUCGCGGCUUCAGAAAGAACUACUUUCUGUGAAUCUGAACAUAACGCCUUCGCAAGAGAUUGAUUCGUUACCAUUACUAAAUGCUAUACUUAUGGAAACACUACGACUAUAUCCCGCUGGUCUAGGAGCAUUUACUCGCCAAGUUCCGGAAAAGGGCGCUAUGAUUGGAAAAUAUUCGGUACCGGGCGGUGUUACUGUCAGUGCAUCUGCAUAUACUUUACACAGAAACUCAGAUGUUUUCCCGGACCUCCUAAAUUGGAAUCCAGAUAGAUGGUUGGAUGCGUCCCCAGAAGCAAAGAAACAAAUGCUGCGAUGGCACUGGGCUUUUGGUAGUGGAGGAAGAAUGUGUAUUGGGAACCAUUUUGCUAUUCGUAUGAUUAAAGCGGUAACUGUAGCAGUUUUCAAGGAAUUUGAGAGUGUAACAGUGUCGGAGACGAAGAUAGAGCCAGUGGAAGGCUUUAUAGGACAUCCUGCGGGCUAUAGUAUUAUGCUGGCAUUCAAGAGAGCAGAUACAGGCAGGUCUUAGCCAAUGUUUCAAUAGUCUCCAAACAGUGUUAAAAUAUUUCCCUCUCCAGAAGAUAAUUCGAAGAAAAUCAGCGAGCCUUAAGAUCAUUUUGCUGCAUUCUAAGCAUUCGCUUUCACACGGCUGGCUGAAGCAAUUUAAUUCAAAGAGCGAAAAGUUUUGAUGGUGAAAUUGCAGCGAUUUAUUUCGUGGUGCCUGAAAAGGACGCCUCUUCAUAAGAAAAGCUAGGUAGACAUGAGCGAGGAACCGGCAACAUACUCCAGGAGGAAGAAAUUCGCACAUUCUCGUCUGCGAGUCUGAUAUCAUGGGCCAUGAUAAGUUCCUCCAGAAGCGACUUUAACAGACGAGAGACAUAAUUUUUGGCUUGGCUAGGUUAUAGAUCAGCAAAACAAUAUAGCAGGCCUACCUUUGGAAGUUUCGAAGGGGGAACAUACCGAUGGCAAUUGGUUUCAUCCGAGCAGUUUCCUCUAAAAUGCUAUCAAGAAAAAGAAGCUCUGUAGCAUCAUGCUAUGCUUUGUAUGAUCGAGAAAUAUCUUCACGGAAAGGCUCCAAGUAUUUUGGGUACUUGUAAUUAUGAAUCAGUAUUAAAUUAUCGCGAAUC
Messenger RNA from Botrytis deweyae, 2451 nucleotides. RefSeq lists its product as uncharacterized. NCBI's taxonomy places the organism in Eukaryota, Fungi, Ascomycota, Leotiomycetes, Helotiales, Sclerotiniaceae. Bases 330 to 1853 code for a protein of 507 amino acids. The transcript has 3 exons. Gene Ontology annotation, molecular function: heme binding; iron ion binding; monooxygenase activity. The record is from RefSeq and is a predicted model, not a curated record.